Molecule: messenger RNA, 804 nt
Organism: Aspergillus luchuensis
Lineage: Eukaryota; Fungi; Ascomycota; Eurotiomycetes; Eurotiales; Aspergillaceae
Exons: 3
Coding region: 1-804 (267 amino acids)
Biological process (GO): mycotoxin biosynthetic process
Source: RefSeq, a predicted model, not a curated record
AUGCCUGCUAAAUUUCGACUUUCAGAAGAAGCCAAAUAUGCCUCGCUUGGACAUUCCGCACCCAUUGAUCCUCCCUCUCUACCCGAGCGCCUUUAUGGGUCCAUCCUAUCGCUUCGUCAUAUCUGGCGAGAAGUCUUGAUAGUUUGUCUUAGCAUCCUUUGUACAGGACUCUUAGUAAACCGUAUCUUGUCUCCGCUGGAUGGUAGAACUACCGAGGCUAAUCCAGAAUACGAUACGAACUCAGACCAUGACCAUUGGAUUCAAUUCCAAUGGACGACAGGAAUCUAUAGCUCUUCGAAGCCCGAAGAUUUCGACGCCGUGAAUAAGGCCUGGGAGGAAGUCAUCCCAGCGUACGGCUUCGUCGCGGUUGAUCACGGGUGGGCUGUGGAGAACCACCUCCCAGCGAGCAUGAGUCUUCCAUCAGAUUCUUCGAAGGGAGUGUACAUUCUUGAUGCGUACCACCAGAUUCACUGCCUCACGAUAAUCCGCCGGACACUCUUGGAGAUCCGAUUAGGAAUGCCCCCCAAACUUCCCCUUCAACAUUCUUGGCACUGCUUCGACAGCCUGUUGCAGUAUAUUGUAUGUGGAACAUCUGGAGAUACACUUCUCUACACAUGGGGACGCAAUCAAACUGGUGAUGGACAGGCUCGGAAAUGUCUCGAUUGGAGGAGUCGGAGAGAGUGGGUUCGUCAGAGAACGGCUUGUUAUAAGGAUAGUCAGCAGCCCAUUCGACUAGUUGAUCAUUUUACGAGGUGCGAAGAUGGUGAAAUGGAGAUUGGGGAUGGGAUUAGGUUGAGUGUUUGA